GACAAAACGCGUCGUUUCCUCAUAUAACUCAGUCCGCUCUGCACACACGAACUGAAGGUGCGUUUGAUUGUCUUUGAUGAUUAAUCACAGGACUUGCAGAGAAGACAAAUAGAAAUGAUAAAUGUAGAAAUGAAGAAGAAGAUUGUUUAUAAAACGUGACAAAACACUGAUCUUAAAGUUGAAGGUUGGAAACUCUGUCAGUAGUUACUGCGGCUCCCACCUUCAGUCCUCUCGACCUACUCGGUCCUUUACCCACACGUUUUCAUCGAGACAAGAUGAAACAUUUAUUUUUGUUUCUUCUCUUAUGUCACGUUUCAUCAGCAGUCAAACACUCCCUGAAGUAUUUCUACACUGUGUCUUCUGGACUCCCAAACUUCCCGGAGUUUGUGGCCGUCGGUUCUGUUGAUGAUGUUCUGAUGGCUUCCUGUGACUCCGACAGAACGACACCAGAAGCAAAACAGGACUGGAUGAAACAGUUAUUCCAAAUUGAUCCUCACCAUUUUGAGAUGUACAACCAGGACUGUUUGAUAAAUAUGCCCAACUUCUUUAAAGCCACGUUUCAUACGUUGACGCAGCGCUUCAACCAAAGUGGAGGUGUCCAUGUUUUACAGGUCAUGAGUGGCUGUGAGUGGGAUGAUGAGACUGGAGAGAUUAAUGGAUUUGACCAGUUUGCUCAUGAUGGAGAAGACUUGAUAUCAUUUGACCUGAAGACGUUGACGUGGGUCGCUCUAAAACCACAAGCUGUCAUCAUCAAACUGAGCUGGGAUGCUGAUAAAGCAAGAAUAAAAAACAUUGAGAUACGCCUCACUCAGAUGUGCCCUCAGUGGUUGAAGACGUAUUUGGCUUAUGGCAACAGCUCUCUGCUGAGAACAGAUCUUCCCUCAGUGUCUCUCCUCCAGAAGACUCCCUCCUCUCCAGUCAGCUGCCACGCUACAGGUUUCUACCCUGAGAGAGCCACACUCAGCUGGAGGAAAGAUGGAGAGGAGCUUCAUGAGGACGUGGAGCUCGGAGAGAUCCUCCCCAACCACGAUGGAACCUUCCAGAUGAGUGCUGAGCUGAAGCUUUCAUCAGUCACACCUGAAGACUGGAGCAGGUACACCUGUGUGUUUCAGCUCUCAGGUGUGAAGGAGGAGAUCGUCACCAAACUGGACAAAGCAGACAUCAGGACCAAUGAAGUGAAGCUCACUGACACGACACUCAGCAUCAGCAUCAUCAUCAUCAUCAUCGUUUCUGUGGUCGUUCUUCUUCUCGUCCUCAUCGCUGCCAUUGGAGUUGUGGCUUACAAAAUGAGGAACACACAAUGGAGUCAGCCUAACAAGAAGACUCCAGUCGACACGUCUGCUCGAGAAAGAUUGACGAGAACAUCAGAGUCAGAGACUUCUUCUACUGGUUCUUCUAUCAGUAGUGUAGGCAGCGACACACCACUGGUCACAGCAUCAUGAAUUUCUGCAGAUCAGAAGCACAAAGAAGGAAGAGUCCACUGCUGAUGAAGAUGAUGAUGAUGAAGAGAACAGACAGUCUGUAGAAAUCUGCAGUGAGAGUUGACUCAAGAUACAUAAGAACACCAAAUCAAUAUCUUUUAUAUCAUUUUAAAUGAAUUAUCUUUGUUUGUUGAACUGUUGAGGAAUUUAAACAUCUCACCUUGACGUCUUAGAAACUGAAAUGAAUAUAUUUCACUAUUUCCUUCUGUUUACAGACAAAAACAAUGAACUGAUUGAGAGAUUAAUCAAUAAUGAAAAUAAUCUUUAGCAGCAGCCCUAAUAAAGAAUCAGAAUCAUCAGAAUCAAGUCCAUUUAAAUUAAUAUUUUUCAUUACUGAGAAUGAAAUUGAAAUAUUGUGAGGAAAAUAUUACAACAUUCUGAGGACAAAGAUUAAAAUUUUUAAGAAUUAAGUGGAAAAUUUAGGAGAAAAAAGUUUUUCCUAUCAAAUAUUUAGUGUCUGUUGAGUAAAUAUGGACACUCAGGCCCGUGUUAUGCCAUCAUCCCAGUCCAAUUCUCCACACAACCUUUUUCUUAUGAUAAACUAACUUUAUUCUCAUUACAUCAUCACUCUUCCUCAUGUAAUGUUAAAGCUUUAUUCUUUUUAUUCUUUAUUCUUCAGGGGCAGUUUGAGUGUAUAUAAAGUAUUUACGGGGCAAAGGGCUUUGGAUGUUCAUUUUUAUUUAACAGGUUGGUAUAAAAUGAGGUGUUUGAGCCAAGUUUAUUAAUUAGUACAUAAUGUGAUUUUGAAUAAAUUCACAGCACUUUUCUAUGUUAAGCUUUUGUUACAUGAUUGAAUGUUAAACUGAAUGUGCACAGACACACACUACUGAGUGAUUAAAAGUUAAAUUUUGUAUGUAAACAAAAUAAAACAGUAAAAUAAAGCCCCACAUGUCUCACUGUCUUCUUAAAGAUGAGCUGAUUUUACUUUGACUUUCAUAAAUAACCUCAGUGGGUCACUUUUACAGAAUUAUAAGUGACGUGUUGCUCAGGCUGAAUUCCCACUGGCUCAGCAGUCAAUGGGAAUGUGGCCUUGAGGAAGAAGCAAAGUGAAUCUGUCUCUGGACAAAGUCAUGGAAGUUUGUUAGAUCUUUCUUAUGGGUCCCAGCGAUGGAGGCUGCAGUCACAAAUAUGUUUCCUGUGUAAAGCAGGUGUUGUAUGCUGGACGUGGAUGGUGGUGCUGAUGCUGGUGUUGGAUGAUGUGAAGGUGCUGAAACAGAUCUCCGCUGACACCGUCUUGCUUGCAUAAAAAGGUUUAUUACAAAGCAACCCAGCAUCAGUUACAUGCACGUGAGUGGAUCCAGGCCAAUAGAAUUCCACUGCCGAAUCAUCUCCAACCUUCUGCUCAUAUCGGUUGGUUGUUUACGUGAAUAAGAGAUAAAACGUCUGUGAAUCAUCAAUGACCUCAAGGUUAUGUUGCUUCAGAAAGAGGGGGAAAUGGACCUUCUUCCCAUGUCGCAUAGACCCUUGAACCUAAGACCCCUGAACCUAAGACCCCUGAACCUAAGACCCCUCUCUCGCCAUGCUGACCUGCAGACACCACACAGGUAAAAGAGAAGCAAUGAGGACUCGGUGCGUCUCGUUUCCCUCCAGACCAUGUGUGUCAAACUCAAGGCCCGCGAGCCAGGACCGGCCCGCAGUGGAUUACCUUUGGCCCACAUGAUAAUUUCUAAUUAUUAUUAGACCUGGCCAGCCGGUACGUUGUCCACACCAUUAGAACUGCAAGUCCCACAAUGCACUGCUCAGCGCGUCAAUCAAAGGCCCUCUGUCUGUGCGUAACAGAGGAGCUUUGGGGAUCAGAAGAAAAUGUGUUAACGUAAAAUUACUGUGGAAACACUGCAUAAAGAGCCAUAAGAAAUGAAUGCAUCAAGUUUACAUUUAUUUCAUGAUUGAUGUUGUUCUAUAGGAAAUAACUUCUGUGCAGAAUUCAGGUUCAAUCAAUAAAGUCAUUUCAGUUUGUUUUCAAUAAACACUGAACCAGUCGGG
Scatophagus argus is the source of this 3464-nucleotide messenger RNA. RefSeq names its product major histocompatibility complex class I-related gene protein-like. Lineage: Eukaryota; Metazoa; Chordata; Actinopteri; Scatophagidae. Gene Ontology annotation, cellular component: external side of plasma membrane. The coding region runs from base 276 to 1442 and encodes 388 amino acids. The record is from RefSeq and is a predicted model, not a curated record. Gene Ontology annotation, biological process: immune response. The transcript is spliced from 10 exons.